Molecule: messenger RNA, 1209 nt
Organism: Macadamia integrifolia
Lineage: Eukaryota; Viridiplantae; Streptophyta; Magnoliopsida; Proteales; Proteaceae
Product: outer mitochondrial transmembrane helix translocase-like
Exons: 5
Coding region: 1-1017 (338 amino acids)
Cellular component (GO): mitochondrial outer membrane
Molecular function (GO): ATP hydrolysis activity; ATP binding
Source: RefSeq, a predicted model, not a curated record
AUGGAGCAAUUGGCCGCAGCGAGCGCUGUUAUGGGCUACUUGGUUUUACUUUAUUAUCAUCGACUACAAAAACCAAAUCCCGUAACCACCAAAAAGGUGAAAGAAAUUGGCAAGCCAUUAGGUCGCCCUCUUAUUAAGACCAAUUCUUUCGAGGAUGUGAUAGCUGGUGAUGUUAUAAACCCUGACCAUAUUAAUGUGGAGUUUGACUCUAUUGGAGGCUUGGAAAAUAUCAAGCAAUCAUUAUUUGAAUUGGCAAUUCUUCCAUUACGGAGACCUGAGUUGUUUGCACAUGGGAAGCUUCUCAGUCCACAGAAAGGGAUAAUGUUAUAUGGACCACCAGGAACUGGAAAGACAAUGCUUGCCAAGGCCAUUGCAAAGGAGUCUGGAGCUGCCUUUAUUAAUGUCAGGAUGUCUACUUUAUUGAGCAAAUGGUAUGGUGAUUCACAAAAACUUGUGGCUGCUGUGUUUAGUUUGGCCUAUAAGCUCCAGCCUGCUAUCAUAUUCAUUGACGAGGUUGACAGUUUUUUGGGGCGGCGGCGUAGUACAGAGCAAGAAUUAUUUGCAAACAUGAAAACCGAGUUCAUGGCAUUGUGGGAUGGUUUUACCACUGACAAGAAUGCUCGGGUGAUGGUCCUUGCUGCAACCAAUCGCCCAUCGGAACUGGAUGAGGCAAUACUUCGUCGUCUUCCUCAAGCCUUUGAGAUAGGACUACCUGAUUGCACUGAAAGAGCAAAAAUAAUGAAGGCGAUUUUGAAGGGCGAAAAUGUAGAUAGUGACUUUAAUUUUGACCACAUUGCCAGCUUGUGUGAGGGAUACAGUGGCUCUGAUCUUCUUGAACUUUGCAAGAAAGCAGCUUACUACCCUGUUAGGGAUCUACUACGUGAUGAGAAGGAAGGCAAGCCCUCUCAUACUCCAAGGCCAUUUUCACAGUCAGAUCUAUUGCAAGUUCUUGCUACGACCACAAAGACAAGUGUUGCUGCUAUCGAAUACGGUAGACGUUCAAAAUUGCCGUCAUGAUCGAUGCCCAGGGAGCAGGACGAUUACCAACUCCAGAUUGCCAUCAACAAGCUUUCUAAGCUUUUGAUGUCACAAAUUACCAAUCUUCAGUCAGGUGCAAAAGCUCCUUGAUAAUAUGUUUUUGAUGGUAGUUUAUAAUGUGAUAAACAUUUUUUUUUUUUUAAUGAUCUUGACAUGUGAAUAUUUUACUCU